AUGAAAUUCACAGCAGUCAUCACUAUAAUUCUCAGCGUUGCGCUUGCGCUUCCAAACCCAGAAGAGGCAGCAUUUGAUUUACAAGCACGGAUUGAAAGAAGUAAAGAUGAAAGCACAGCACCAAGACCCUUUGGUGGUCUCAUAAACAUAUUUUAA
This is a messenger RNA of Beauveria bassiana ARSEF 2860, 156 nucleotides long. RefSeq lists its product as uncharacterized. The record is from RefSeq and is a predicted model, not a curated record. Bases 1 to 156 code for a protein of 51 amino acids. The transcript is spliced from 3 exons. Lineage: Eukaryota; Fungi; Ascomycota; Sordariomycetes; Hypocreales; Cordycipitaceae.